ACGUCUUCCUCUGCACCUUAUACGCUACCGCCCUCGGCGAUUGCGCAGUGAAAGAAGUUGUGAUACGCAGCUGCAAUAGAACGGAUCCGUAUAGGAGAGUAAGGGACAGAGAAUAGAGUAUCAUCGAGCGAAGUGUUUUCUUGUCAGCGUCACAUGAGUCGGCUUCCGCAAAUACCUUAUUAUUGUUUGACAUGACUUUAGAAGACCCAUUUUACGUCGUCAAAGAUGAGGUGUUUAGAGCUCUGAAUAAGACCCGCGGGUUAUAUAUCCGCUGGCAAGAGAUAUCAAAGGCACCGGUCGCACCAAACAGCCCUGAAGUGGAGUGGACGUCCACGGAACUAAGAAACGCUCUUCGGAGUAUUGAAUGGGACUUGGAAGACUUAGAAGAUACAAUAAGCAUAGUUGAGAAGAAUUCGUCAAAAUUUAAGAUCGACAACAAGGAAAUCUGCGACCGAAGGACGUUUAUAGAAGCAACUAAACAAGAAGUAAAGGUAAUGAAAGGCAAGAUGAGCCUAAACAGAAAUCGGGACAACGAUGGCACCGCCAGGGAGCCACUUCUCGGCGAGGAGAGCCCCAUGCACUUCGGCAAUUCCUGGACAGCGACGCCCAAGUACUCCAAAUAUUCCAAGCUCGCUAAUCAGACGGACAGCCCGAGCCGCUUCGACACUUACGACGGCGAUAUAAUGUCCAUGCAAGAUAAGAUGUUCAUGGGUCAAAACGAUCAGUUGCACGUCAUCAGCAAUUCGGUGGGAUCGCUGAAGACUGUUUCCAAACAGAUUGGCAUCGAGCUGGACGAACAGGCCGUUAUGCUGGACGACCUCAACACAGAGAUGGAGAACGCUGAUUCGAAACUCGAUUCAACUCUUAAAAAGGUCGCCAGAGUCCUUCACAUGAAUAAUGAUAAACGUCAAUGGAUGGCAAUUGGAAUACUCGUCGGUCUGCUGGUUAUUAUAUUGAUUCUCUUUGUUAUACUUUAAGCGGUUUGGAAUCGAAGUGUAUUGUUGGCCCUUGGUUUUGUUUCUCGUUUCCAUUUAAAUAUUCGUUGUAUAUUAUUAAGAGCUCUUCAAUCGUUUCAAUUGUUAUCAAGAAGGGUGGCGUUUGAAGGGUUACGAUGGAACUCGAUUGUCAUGUCGAUGGUAUGACGAAACAUUUGUACUGAAAUCGACCCAUUUUAAAUGAGUGUUAGCUUUAAAGUGUCCUAAUCAUAACAUGUUUAGUCGCUAAUUUAUAUAAUUAGUCGCAAGUAGCCCAAAAAGGCUAGUCGUCUUUUAUUACUUACUAACAGGUUUGAUUUACAAUACCUCGAUCGUAACCCUGGACUCGCUGGGGGGGAGGAACUAUACAAUUCUAAAGUAGUAACAAGAAGUUAUUUUAAUACUAGUAGGUAGGUUAUAUUGUACUGUAGCUAGGUUAGAUGACGUAGAUUACAGUUAUGUCGCUUGAGAAUUUUUACAGCAAAUUUGAUACAAGUUUAAGUUAACACAAGACGAACUAUAGACAAUACAAAUCCGUUAGAAUUUAAAUUAACAAACAUAGAUUAAAUUAAAUCAAGCGAUUUAUAAAUUGCAAAAUACUUGUAUUAAAAUAAACGUUUCUCAAGUUUUUCCUGUCGGUGCGAACUCGUCAUUUGUGUAUUAUCGUCUCCUUAUAUUAGACUCAAUCGAUAAAACAAAAAAAUAAAUAUGUACUUGUAUAAAAGAUAACUGUGUAAAAGCUUAAACUUAUUUGAUUAUCAAUUAUAGUGGCUUGGAUUUUGUGUGCACUUUGAAAUACUAUUUACCACGACGAUAAUUAAUUUUGAAGUUUAUCGCGCUACUGACCGUAUCGCAUACGACCCUUCGACACACAGUCGUCGCUUAUGUAUGACAUAGUCAUAUUGUAUAAUUAGAAUUAAACAUAGUUUUCAUACGCGAAUUAAUUAUAAGCAUGGGCGCAGCGAGAAAAUGGCCUUUAACACAAGAAUCCCUUUGCCUCGAAAGUAGUGCCUAAAGCUUAACAUCGUCAAAGUAAAUAAAAUAUAACGGAAAUAUAUUUAAAUCGAAUUUAAAUAAUUUUAACAUCAACGAUCGUCAUGUCAGUGCCUUUGCACUAUUGUGUAUUUCUCAGAUGAAUUGCUACGCCCAUGUGUAUAAACGUGUUUCUAACAUGAAAAGAUUUUUAAAAAAAAUUAUGUAUUUUUGUGAUAAAGCUUAAAGUUGAGGUCGAAACUUAUACUUCGACGACCGCAUGUUCUUUGAUUAAAGUACGCGUAACUUUAUAGUUGUAUGAUUGUUGAUAUUAAUAACUGUACUUGUUAGCCCGGGGUUAUUUUAACUUGUAUAUUGUUUAAUGUGUUAGUCGAUCGUAAUGGGGUCAGAAAUACGAAAUAUCAGGCAAGUUCGUUAGGUCUCUUCGUGGUGGAAUCCUGUAAUAAAGAUAUAUACGUAAUAUAUUAUUGUUUGAAGGUGCACUUUACAAACGUGAAGAGACGAACUAAACCUAAUGUUGCUCUUCAACUGAAACGGUUUACAAUUCAAAGUUUACGAUUAAUUGCUAUUCUUCUGAAAGUCACCAAGCGUUUAGGAACGCUAUGUAAGUAUAUGUAUGUUGACAACUUAAGUAUGUUAAGAGAAGUUGUCGUUUGAUGCAGAUGCAGCUUAUGACGCUCACUUGACUGCGGAACUAUCGAAAUUAACUAUAUGAUAAUUAUUAUUUAUUAAAAUGAUCGAGACCAUAAAAUUGUGUAAUCGUAACAAUGAAUUACCAAAGUGUCAAAUACAGUUUAGAAGAUAAAGUAAUUAAUGUCUAUUUAUAUUGUAAAAAUGAAACAUUUUUGUAAACACAAUGAAACCGCUUCCUUCUUAGUGUUCAUGUUUUUAUUCCUUGUUUGUUAUGAGGACACUACUAUUAAAUUAAUUCUAAUUAUUUAUAGACGUAAUAUCAUUUUAAUCAUUUAGGAUCAUAUCGUUGAAUCGGUGACAUACUAACUCAUUUUAGAACUAUUAAAUCGCCAAUCUAGCGUGGCUCACGCCACUUCUUUCGUAUAUUAUUUUCAUAAAUAUCUUAAUAUGUUUUGAAAAGCAAUUAGUAUUAUCCAAAAGAUACUCUCUAAUUCUAUUUAGGCGAAACAUUUGAUUUUGAGGCAAUUGAGCGAUUAGAUUUAAAAUAUUCAUGUAUAAAAUUAGAUUUUGUUAAAAUUAUAGAUCACCUUAACAGUAUGAUCCUAAAUCGAAGGACAAGAAUUCCAAAUAAAUUAUUUAUAUGAAUUAUUUUAAGUGUAAAUGUUAAUAACAAUAGAUGGAUGUGAUGUAUAUUUAUUUGUGCGUUUCUAUUUGGAAAAUAAAGACAAACGAAAAGACG
Molecule: messenger RNA, 3339 nt
Organism: Vanessa tameamea
Lineage: Eukaryota; Metazoa; Arthropoda; Insecta; Lepidoptera; Nymphalidae
Gene: Syx6
Product: syntaxin-6
Exons: 7
Coding region: 192-977 (261 amino acids)
Biological process (GO): intracellular protein transport; Golgi vesicle transport; retrograde transport, endosome to Golgi
Cellular component (GO): synaptic vesicle membrane; endomembrane system; SNARE complex
Molecular function (GO): SNARE binding; SNAP receptor activity
Source: RefSeq, a predicted model, not a curated record